AUGGGGGGAGGGCCAGGCGGCCUGAGGCUGGCGUACAGACACAGUCCCUGCGAUGGAGUGGUGCUCGUCCUACGCAGUGGGCAGUGGGGACACGUGUGCAACCACGAGUGGACGUUGGCAGAAGCAUCCGUGGUCUGCAGGCAGCUGGGCUGUGGACAUGCUGUGGGGGCCCCCAAGUAUGUCCCACUGCCGGGGGAGAUGGUGCAGCCCUGGCUCCACAAUGUGUCCUGCAGGGGUGAUGAGCCCUCCCUCUGGGAGUGCAGCCUCGGGGCUUGGACACAGACCAAGUGUCCCCAUGAGUGGGUGGUGGUCGCUCUGUGUGCGAAUGGCACUUUUCGGGAGAUCCGACUAGUAAAGGGUCGCAGCCCUUGCUCUGGAGUCCCCGAGAUCAGGAAUGUGAAUGGGGUGGAUCGCCUCUGUGGCCUGCAUGAGGAGGAGGCCACGGUGUUCUGCCGGGAGCUGGGGUGUGGGCCUGCGCUUCAGGCUCCCCGCCAGGAUGCGGGCGACGGCGGGAAGUACAUGACAUGCCAGGGCACCGAGCCGACCAUCCGAAACUGCAGACUCAACAACCGCCUGCGCAAGGGCUGUGACUUCCAGCACGAUGCCGAGGUGGUCUGCUCAGGACACGUGGAAGCCCGGCUGGAGGGUGGUGAGCACCCCUGUGCUGGGCGGCUGGAAGUGAGGCGCGGCCUGACCUGGGGCACUGUCUGUGACGCUAACAUGGACCAGGCGACGGCCCACGUGGUGUGCCGGGAGCUGCAGUGUGGUUCGGCUGUGUCCGCUCCUGGGGGCGCCCGCUUUGGCCAGGGCUCUGGGCUCGUGUGGACAGAGGCCUUCCGCUGUGCUGGCAAUGAGUCUCUGCUGUUCCACUGUCCUCGGGGGCCCGGGCGCCAGUGUGGGCACCGCCAGGAUGCCGGGCUCAGGUGCUCAGGUGAGGCUUGGGAGGAGUUCCGGCUGGUCAACGGCAGCGGCAGCUGUGAGGGGCGCGUGGAGCUCCUGGUGCAGGGGGCAUGGGCACCCCUCUGUGCUGCCCACUGGGACCUGACGGAGGCCACCGUCCUCUGCCACCAGCUCAACUGUGGCAGCGCGGUGGCCACACCCCGCGGAGGCCACUUUGGGGUCGGGGACGCUCCCAUCUGGCCUGAUGUGUUUCACUGUGUGGGAACAGAGCCCUAUUUAUGGAAUUGUCCAGUAAGCACCCUGGGGGCCCGGGCCUGUGCCCCCGGAAACGCAGCCGCCGCUGUCUGCUCAGGUCUCCCCCAUGCCCUGCGGCUGCGGGAUGGACAGAGCCGCUGCGAUGGCCGCGUGGAGGUCUCCCUGAACGGGGCGUGGGGCCGCGUCCUGGACGACGCGUGGGACCUGCGUGGCGCCGGCGUGGUGUGCAGGCAGCUGGGGUGCGGACGCGCCCACCGGGCCUACGACGCCCCGGCGCCCGGGCGCGAGGCCGGCGCGGUGGGGCUGAGCCGCGUGCGCUGCCUGGGCUCUGAGCCCCGCCUGACCCAGUGCAACGUGUCCACGUUCCCCCUGGGACCCGCGGGGGGCUGGCGCGACGCGGGCGUCGUGUGCUCGGGGAGCCGGCGGGUGCGGCUGGCCGCGGGGCCACACCGCUGCGCGGGGCGCGUGGAGCUGCUGCACCUGGGCGCGUGGGGCACCGUGUGCGACGACGGCUGGGACCUGCGGGACGCGCACGUGGUCUGCCGGCAGCUGGGCUGCGGCCGCGCCCUCCGCGCCCUGGGCGCCGCGCCCUUCGGUGCCGGGGCGGGGCGCAUCUGGGCGGCCGAGCUGGGCUGCCGGGGCCACGAGCCGGCGCUGUGGCGGUGCCCGUCGGGGGCCCGGGGCCGGCAGGACUGCGGGCACAAGGAGGACGCCGGCGUCGUCUGCUCAGGGUCAGUGGCCCUGAGGCUGCGAGGUGGCAGCCACCACUGUGCUGGGUGGCUGGAUGUGUUCUACAAUGGGACGUGGGGUGCCGUGUGCAGUAAUGCCCUGAAGGACAUCUCCUUGUCCAUCAUCUGCAAGCAGCUGGGCUGCGGGGAUCAGGGCUGGCUCGAGAACAGGCCUGGUCACACUGGCUCUGGCACCUCCUGGGUGGACAACAUCGAGUGUCGCAGACUGAGAAACUCCACGCUGUGGCAGUGCCCCUCGGCACCAUGGCACCCACGCUCCUGUGCCCGUGGAGAGGAGGCCUGGAUCACCUGUGCAGGAUUGUCGGAGAAAAUAACACAGGAUUUGGGGGAGACCCUCAACUGCUCAUCCACCCACAGCUGCCCAGGGGAGGGAAUGCUGCGUGUGCGUGGAGGCCAGGACAGCUGCUCGGGCCGCGUGGAGCUCUGGCACGCUGGCUCCUGGGGCACCGUGUGUGACGAUUCCUGGGACCUGGCAGAUGCAGAGGUUGUGUGCCGCCAGCUGGGCUGUGGCCCGGCUCUGGGUGCCCUUGUCGGGGCUGCCUUUGGCCCAGGCUCAGGGCCCGUGUGGCUGGACGAGGUGGGGUGCCGGGGCAGCGAGGCGUCUCUGUGGAGCUGCCCCGCAGAGCCGUGGGGACUCGGAGACUGUGGGCACAAGGAGGACGCAGGCGUGCUCUGCUCCCGUGACAGGGGGACCACAGCCCCGCUGCCAGCACUGGCAUGGGCGUCAGCCUGGGCAGAGAGCCGUGGGGAGGGACAGCAGGCCCAGGUCCCGCCCAGCCACUUCUCUGGGGUCUUUCUCUUACGGAUUGUGGGUGUUUGA
Molecule: messenger RNA, 2724 nt
Organism: Hyaena hyaena (striped hyena)
Lineage: Eukaryota; Metazoa; Chordata; Mammalia; Carnivora; Hyaenidae
Product: scavenger receptor cysteine-rich domain-containing protein SCART1-like
Exons: 12
Coding region: 1-2724 (907 amino acids)
Cellular component (GO): membrane
Source: RefSeq, a predicted model, not a curated record